GGGGAGGCUGCAGCCGCCACCGAGCUGCAGCAGCGGAGCGGGAGAAAUAAGGAGCCAGACGGGAGCAGAGGCUGAGCACAGGGACGGCGGACGCGGAGACGAGUCAGAGACAUCAGAGCGCCACCAGACACGAGCCCUCGCCUCAUCCUCAGCAGACAUGGCCAACUUCGCCGGCACCUGGAAGAUGAAGAGGAGCGAGAAUUUCGAUGAACUUCUCAAAGUCCUGGGAGUGAACGCCAUGCUGAGGAAGGUGGCCGUGGCCGCCGCCUCCAACCCGCACGUGGAGAUCCGCCAGGACGGAGAGCAGUUCUACAUCAAGACGUCCACCAGCGUGCGCACCACCGAGAUCAACUUCCACAUCGGGGAGGAGUUCGACGAGGAGACGGUGGAUGGACGCAAGUGCAAGAGCUUCGCCACCUGGGAGUCAGAGAACAAAAUCUACUGUAAGCAGACUCUGGUGGACGGCGACGGCCCCAAGACCUACUGGACCCGGGAGCUGAGCGGCGAUGAGCUCGUACUGGUCUUUGGGGCGGACGACGUCGUGUGCACGCGGGUUUACGUCCGGGAAUGAAGGUCGGCGCCGGGACGCAGCAGAACCCCAGUAGAACCACAAGCCCAACAGCACUCAUCAUGUCUGUCAUGCUAAUAUAUUAACAAGUGUCAUGAGCCUUCAGCAUCAGUCUGCUGUAACCGGCUCAGUCGUAGUGAAUCUAUGUCAGCUUUUCAGUAGCCGGGAACUUCAGUGUCCAAUUCAACUCCAGUGUUUAUUUAGGACUUAGUCGUUGUUUGCAUUGAAUAAGACCAAGUGUGUUUAAUGACAAUAAAAGAUGGAACAAAGAACAAAA
Molecule: messenger RNA, 845 nt
Organism: Betta splendens (Siamese fighting fish)
Lineage: Eukaryota; Metazoa; Chordata; Actinopteri; Anabantiformes; Osphronemidae
Gene: crabp1a
Product: cellular retinoic acid binding protein 1a
Exons: 4
Coding region: 158-571 (137 amino acids)
Biological process (GO): fatty acid transport
Cellular component (GO): nucleus; cytosol
Molecular function (GO): fatty acid binding
Source: RefSeq, a predicted model, not a curated record